Molecule: messenger RNA, 1199 nt
Organism: Aspergillus ibericus CBS 121593
Lineage: Eukaryota; Fungi; Ascomycota; Eurotiomycetes; Eurotiales; Aspergillaceae
Exons: 2
Coding region: 115-1002 (295 amino acids)
Source: RefSeq, a predicted model, not a curated record
CCGUUCUCUCCACCUCAUCUAGGCUAAUAUCAACCUCACUCACAUACACCCCAACUCAACUCGACACAUACUUCCCUCCAUCACAACACGAGGCUUCAAUUCUAGUCUCUCAACAUGCGACACCAUAUCCUCCCCCUCCUCCUCCUUCCUCUCACCUUCUCCCUCCCCCUCACAACAGCCACCAUCACCGCCCAAAUCCGUCCCUCCUUCCAUACCACCUGUCCAUCUACCUCCACUACCUCCACCACCACCACCACCACCGAUACCUCCUCCUCCGACACAUCGACAACCCUCCACCCCCGCACCCACCACAUCCCCAUCGCCAAACCCAUCCCCCUCCCUCACCACCCACACCCACACCCACCGGGUACAAUCCCCCUCCACCCAAAUACCUGCCAAUCCAUCCCCAUCCCAGAUACCUCCUCCCCAACCACCACCACCACGCAUGUGUCUUUCGAUACCCAGAUCCAGGGGUCAGGAACGGGAACAGGAUCAGGCACAGGAGGGGUUGAAUACUGCAAUGUCACGCUACAUGAAUACCCAGGAUGCGUGGAUACACCCUUCCUGGUGAGUCGGGUGGAUGGGGAGGAGGGUAGGGGGUGGGUGGGGAGUGGGUGUGCUGCGAGGGGUGCAUCCUCUGGGACUGGGGCGGGGGUUGGGAAUGGGAAUGGGGGCGUGUGGGUGUUGUUGGAGUGUGAGGAUUUGCCUGGUGGUGCUGGUGGGAAGGAUAAAGAUACUGAGAGUGAGAGUGAGGCUUCGAAGGGAGGGAUCAUUCACGGCGGUGAAGAGAGUCAGAACGGGGAUGAUACUACUGGCAAGACACAAGAGCAGGAUGACAACAAGGUAACUCCGCUUGGCUCCAUACACGGGGGCCUGCUGAACUCGACGGCGCUGCACGGGGCGAAUUGGAAUGCCACGAUGGGGAAGAUGAAUAUGACGGCGCCGGUGAUGCGGAGGAUGUUGGGAAGACGGGAUUGGCGGAGGCGGUUUUUGAGGUAUUGAAUGGUGAUACAUGAUGGGGUGAGGGGAUGGGAUGCGAUGGGUAAUGUCUUAUGAGUCCUGAUUGAUGCUUAUGGUUCAUGUCUUGUUUCGAUGUGUCGUGAUUUGAAAAGUGGGCUACUUGUAGAAUGAAUCAGAAUGAUGAUAUACAAGCUUGGUCGGGUAUGGAUCAUAUUGCAUAAUAUUAUACAAGAAGCUAG